Molecule: messenger RNA, 825 nt
Organism: Fonsecaea erecta
Lineage: Eukaryota; Fungi; Ascomycota; Eurotiomycetes; Chaetothyriales; Herpotrichiellaceae
Product: Fe-S protein assembly co-chaperone HscB
Exons: 1
Coding region: 1-825 (274 amino acids)
Biological process (GO): [2Fe-2S] cluster assembly; protein complex oligomerization
Cellular component (GO): mitochondrion
Molecular function (GO): ATPase activator activity; protein-folding chaperone binding
Source: RefSeq, a predicted model, not a curated record
AUGUCAGGAGCAGUCCCGACGCGGCAAACACUCCGCCACCUCCGACGCCUCUGUCUGAUUGACUCGUCCACAGUACCGUCUGCAAUUACAAGAGGGGCGCAAAUACCUCUCCGAUGCCCACAAACAGCAUCAGCACACAAUCCCCGACGAGCAUUUAGCGUGACGGCCGUCCAUCUGCAAGAACCUCGGGCGCAGACGCAGGCUCAAGGGCCGCCUGAACCGACCGAUCCCAAACAGGAGGACCCGACUCUUUCAGCCACUCCUCCGGACGUGACGAACUACUAUACCCUCUUCCCUGUGACACUCUCGUCGGGCCCGCCACCAAGAGGACCGUUCAAUAUUCCGCUCCCGCAUCUCCGCCGCGAAUUCCUGCGACUGCAGUCUCAAUACCACCCGGACAAGUUCCCGCCGGGCACCGCCUCCCACCAGAAGUCCCUCGCGCUCUCUUCCCUUUUGAACAAUGCCUACAAGACCCUCUCCGACCCGCUCCUGCGCGCAAGAUACCUCCUCCAGCAUAACCAUGGAAUCGACAUCACGCACGAGGACAACGCCACGCAUGCGGGAGUGACGGACCAGAGCACGUUGCUGGAAGUCAUGGAGGCACAGGAGCUACUGGAGGAAGCGACGACUCACGAUGAGAUUGAAUCAUUAAUGAGAGAGAAUAUAGCGAGGAUAAGGGAGACCGAACAAGCACUGGCUGAGGCUUUGGAAAAGGACGACGUCGAGAGUGCGAAAAGGGAAUGCAUCAAGCUGAAUUAUUGGCGGAGUUUGCAUUCCGCGCUACACGAGUGGGAGCCAGGGAAGCAGGUAAGAUUGGUACAUUAG